Molecule: messenger RNA, 2358 nt
Organism: Alnus glutinosa
Lineage: Eukaryota; Viridiplantae; Streptophyta; Magnoliopsida; Fagales; Betulaceae
Product: protein DETOXIFICATION 54
Exons: 4
Coding region: 578-2107 (509 amino acids)
Biological process (GO): xenobiotic detoxification by transmembrane export across the plasma membrane
Cellular component (GO): membrane
Molecular function (GO): xenobiotic transmembrane transporter activity; antiporter activity
Source: RefSeq, a predicted model, not a curated record
UUUUUUUUUUUCCCUCUCUCUACUCUCUACUAGUCUAGUCCCCUCCUCAGUCCUCCACCUUGUCUCUCACCGAAACUUUCUUUUUCUGCAACAACAAUAAUUGAGAGCUUAAAAUCCCUCCUCUGCCUCUCCAUUUCUCUCACUUUCCGUUUCUCUCUCUCUCUGAACUUUUUUCUUUACCUUCUCUGUCUACUCACCCAGCCUACUUUGUACAUUUCAGUAGUCACGAAUACCAAGCCCUCUUGCUUUUGGCUUGAUUAACUUUCUAUUUCCCUCUGAUGCAUAACAAGAAAACAGAGCGUGUGUGAAGCAGGGCCUACUUUGUACUUCCCUUCCUUCUUUGGCUCUGGGAAUUACUCUCAAACCCACCAACCCACCAACCAUCCUCUGUUUUUACUCCUAUUUUACGCCAUCUUCCAUAUUCAAAUCGUCUGCUUCUUUUACCCCGUGCUCAUCACGUACUCUCACAGUUAAUAGAGUAAUUUAAGAAGGAAGUGGAAAAAAAAAGAAUACAUGCCAUUUUGGAGGUUUCUCCCUGAAACCAUCACUAAUUGAAACUAAAAAGGAAGAAAAACAAAUGGCGGAUAGAGACCCGGAUUUCUAUUCCCAUAAAUCCCCCUCAUCUUCGCAGGUAGGAGAAGAGCUGAAAGAGCUAUGGCUUAUGGCCUUGCCGACCACAGCCACGAACUUCAUGGCCUUUUUUCGAUCAGCGGUUUCGGUCCUGUUCUUGGGACGUCUUGGUAGCCUAGAGCUCGCCGGAGGAGCCCUCUCCAUCGGCUUCACGAACAUCACCGGGUACUCUGUUCUCGUCGGCCUUGCCUCAGGGCUGGAACCGGUCUGCAGCCAAGCCUACGGUAGCAAGAACUGGGACCUUCUCUCGCUCUCCCUCCAGCGCAUGAUCUUCAUACUCAUGCUCGCCAUCAUACCCAUCAGCCUCUUGUGGGUCAACAUGGAAACCAUCAUGGUAUCCAUGGGGCAGGACAAGGACAUCACCGCAAUGGCCGCGACCUACUGUAUCUACUCCCUGCCGGACCUGCUGACAAACACUUUGCUGCAGCCGCUGCGGGUUUUCCUAAGGUCACAGCGGGUGACCAAGCCAAUGAUGUACUGCUCCCUAUUGGCGGUCACCUUCCACGUCCCCCUUAACAUAUUGUUGGUGGUGGUGAUGGGGCUUGGGGUGCCGGGAGUGGCGAUGGCGUCGGUGCUGACGAACCUGAACAUGGUGAUGCUGAUGGUGGGGUACGUGUGGUGGGCCGGGCGGAACGGAGGGGAGAUGAGAUGGACGGCCGGGAUCGACUUGAAAGAGGUGUGUUGGGGUGGGGUGGGUCCCUUGUUGCAACUGGCGGUACCGAGCUGUCUGGGUAUAUGCUUGGAGUGGUGGUGGUACGAGAUUGUGACGGUGAUGGCUGGGUACUUGCCGAAUCCAACACUGGCUGUCGCCGCCACUGGGAUUCUCAUUCAGACCACUAGCAUGAUGUACACUGUCCCCAUGGCCCUCGCUGGCUGCGUCUCUGCCAGAGUUGGGAAUGAUCUUGGAGCUGGUAAGCCAUACAAAGCCAAGCUAGCAGCCAUGGUUGCAUUGGGAUGCGCCUUUGUGAUCGGCAUCAUCAACGUGACCUGGACUGUGAUCCUUAGAGAAAGAUGGGCUGGUCUCUUCACAAAAGAUGAGCUUGUCAUGGCAUUGGUUGCCUCAGUCAUGCCCAUCAUGGGGCUCUGCGAGCUCGGCAAUUGCCCUCAAACCACUGGGUGCGGUGUCCUCCGCGGCACCGCACGGCCGGCCGUGGGCGCCCGUGUCAACUUGGGGUCGUUUUACUUUGUCGGCACGCCCGUGGCGGUCGGCCUAGCCUUCUGUCUGAAAGUUGGGUUCAGUGGGCUGUGGUUCGGCCUCCUCUCUGCUCAGAUGGCUUGUGUUGUCUCAAUCCUCUAUGUUGUGGUGGCCCGUACGGAUUGGGAGGCUGAAGCUUCCAAGGCCAAGAAUCUUACUGGGUUAGAGAUGAUUAAAUGCAAUGGGGUUCAUGUUGAAGAAUGUGAGAAGGACGAAGAGAGAAAAAGGUUGUUGGUAAAUGGAAAUGGAAAUCACAAUAAUAACGUGCAUGAUGUUUGCUAGAGAAAGCAUGCAGAUGAUGUAUGUAUGGGAGAUGUUCUUGGGUUUUGGGAUGUGUUUUUUUUUCUUUUUUGUUGGUUAGUUGCUUUGUGGGUUUUCUGACUCAAUACUUGGAAUUUUGUGUGUAGGGUUGUGGGUUGCUUUUCAAUUUUUGAUGGGGGUUCUGUCAUGGAACUGUUUUGUUAGCUGAUUGUGUCACUCCCCAUGCAAGUGUUACAUAUUUUAAAGAAAGAAUGGCCUACAUUGUUCUCAUC